Molecule: messenger RNA, 3830 nt
Organism: Malaclemys terrapin pileata
Lineage: Eukaryota; Metazoa; Chordata; Testudines; Emydidae
Gene: IFRD2
Product: interferon related developmental regulator 2
Exons: 12
Coding region: 134-1447 (437 amino acids)
Source: RefSeq, a predicted model, not a curated record
GCAAGGGAAGAUGGUGGCGCCGGCGGCCGCCGCGUGGUUCCCGUCUCAGGCAGCGCCUGGCCCCGGCCGUCCCGAGCCCGCAGAGCGCGCCCGGCACCGCACCGCCCCCUGAGAGCGCCCUGUCCGGCCCGCCAUGCCGCGCUCCCGCCGGGCGCACGCAGCCCGGAGGGGCGGCCGCGGAGCUCGGAGCAGUGCCAAGGCAGAGUCCCAGGCCAGCGACGAUGAGGUAGCCAGUGAAGUACUGAGUCACUACAGCAGUGCCAGCGAGAGCACCAGCGUCGCUGAGGAGGGGGCCGGGAGUGAUGCUGUGGACGAGCAGGCCCAGCAGGAGGAGGUGGAAGACAAACUGAAGGAGUGCAUUGACAACGUGACAGACAAGAGCACCAGGACCCGGCAGGUAGCCCUGGAGAGCCUGCGGCUGGCUUUCUCCUCCAAGACACUUUUCGACUUCUUGUUGGAACGCAGGCUCACGCUCACAGACUCCUUGGAGAAGUGCCUGAAGAAAGGUAAAGGGGAGGAGCAGUCUCUAGCUGCUAGCGUUCUCACACUACUGUGCCUUCAGAUGGGCUCGGGCCCCGAGGGGGAGGAGGUAUUCCGCAGCCUGAAGCCCCUCCUCAUCAGUAUCCUGACUGACUCCUCGGCCAGCCCCAUCGCUCGCCAGAGUUGUGCCACGGCCCUGGGUAUGUGCUGCUACAUCGCUGCUGCGGAUGUGGAGGAUCUGAUUUCCUGUCUUGCCUGCCUGGAGGGCAUCUUUGGCACUUCCUGCCCAGAGGAGGGCCGCUCUGUCCCCACCCACCACAGCCCCCUGCUCCAGACUUUGCACUGCAACGCCCUCCAGUCCUGGUCCCUGCUCCUUACCAUCUGCCCCAGCUCCCAGAUCAAGAAGAUUCUGGACAAUCACCUACUGAAGCUGCCGCUGCUGCUGUCCAGUGACAACGUCAACCUGCGGAUUGUGGCGGGUGAGACCAUCGCGCUGCUCUUCGAGCUGGCCCAUGAGCUGGAGGAGGAGUUCUUCUACGAGGACACGGACCUGCUGUGCACCAAGCUCAAAGCCCUGGCCACCGACAGCAACAAGUACCGGGCCAAGACGGACAGACGCAAGCAGCGCUCCAUCUUCCGCGAUGUGCUGCACUUCAUUGAGAAUGGCGAGUGCCAUGAGGAGACCAUCAAGUUUGGCCUGGAGUGCAUGUACGUGGACAGCUGGGUCAGGAGGAGAAUGUACAACGCCUUCAAGGAGGUGCUGGGCUCCGGGGUCAGGCAUCACCUGCAGAACAACGAGCUGCUGCGUGAGAUCUUUGACCUGGGGCCUCCUCUGGUGCUGGACGCUGCAGCUAUCAAAGCCAGUAAGAUCUCCCGCUUCGAGAAGCACCUGUACAACUCGGCCGCCUUCAAAGCCCGGACAAAAGCCAGGAGCCGUGUGCGCGAUAAGCGAGCCGACGUCCUGUGAUGGAGGCUGCUCCCUCCACCACCUCCUGGACAACCCACGGACUGCAGACCCUGACCACUGUGACACAGGGGAGGAGCUGGGGGGUGGGGCUCUUGGCCCUCCCAGCUCAUCAGCUCCCGCCACGCCCCUCACCCCAAAUCGGGGGGGCUUUUAGACAUGUACAGACUUGUAUUUAAAUGGUGUGGCUGGUGGAUUCCAAUGAGAGGGCCAUGGGGCGGUUUUAGUUUUUUAACCCCAAAAAUGUAAGCGAGGUUUGGGUGUGGGGGAAGCUCCCCGCUUUAGCUGGUGAUUUUAGCCUCCUCCGGCCACCCCCACUCCCCACCCCCCCGCCCUGCUCCUGCGAGCGCAUUGGGCCUUCCAGGUGCUGUCCCAUGGAAAUGCUGUGAAUCAGUGCACAGCCUGGGGGGCAGGCUGGAGGCAGCGGGGAAGGGAGGAGGUGGAUUUUCAGCUGAGUGUCUUGUUCUCUCCCCUGCUGUGGGAGCUGUUUGGCUUGGCUGGGUGAAGUGGGAAUUGGCAAUUGAAGUGGCUGGUGAAAUGCUGAGCGUGUGGCAUUAGGAGGGACUGUUCCCCCUCCACUCUCCUUGUUCCUCAGUUACCCCCCCAUAGCACCCAUGUUCAUGCCCUGCUGUCCCCAAUACACAAUGGUUUGCAUUGGGCCCUUCCCAUGUGCACAGGCCAACCAGCUCUUCCCCUGCCCUUCCAUCAGCAUGGCUCAGGAUGUCCCCAAGGGCCUGUGGGCCAUCAGCAGCCACUGGUUUGAGAGAAAUCCCCAACCACUGUCAGGAUGGAACUAACAGAGCCCUAUGGGGGUAGGGCCAUUGCUGAGGAGCUGCUGCUCCCCUUGGGUGCUCUUGUUUUGUAGGGUGGGGUCUUGGGGUUCAUCUCCCAUAGCGAGAUGCAGGGAAGGACAGAGCUUGCAGUGGGGAUUGCUUGCUGAGAGGGGUUGAUGCAGUCCCUAGUGUUACCAGUGAGUGGGAGAUGAGAGUCCGUGUCUCUCCCCCCCGGAGAGAAGCCGGAGAUCUUGGAGUGAGCGGCAGCCUGCUCGGGGCCCUGGGCCCCUGGCUGCUAGGAGAUGAGGAUGGGGAUUGUGGGUGAUGAAGAAAGCAGGGCCUAGAACUGAGCACUGGAGCAGGCUACCAGCACAUAUUCCCCCAGCUCUGUCCCUGUUGGACAGAUCUCACCCCGUUAGCCAGGUCUGACUCAGUCUAAUAGUAAUUAAUGGAGUGCACUGCCUGGACUAGCCCCAGCCCUGUCUGCCCCCCACCCCCACCCCAGAGCUGAGAGAAACUGAGCAGGUGGGAAAGGUGAAACUCACCAUGCUGAGGGAGCAAAGGUCCACCGUGGGGGCAGGACAAGCUUUGUAAAGGCUCAAUGAGGCAUUGCAGGGCUGGGAACGUGCUUGCUUUAACCAGGCAUUGUCUCUUUAAAAAUCCCCUUUAGAAGUGAUUCUUCCUCUUCCCCCACGCUGACCCCACCCCCAAAACACAGGCAGGCUUAGUGGGACCCAGGGCCGGCUCUAGGCACCAGUGUCCCAAGCAUGUGCUUGGGGUGGCACUUUUUCAAAGGACGGCAUUCCGGCCCUUUGGGGUGGCACUUUUUAAGGGGUGGCACUCUGUCCCCCACCCCCCUCGUUUUGUUUUGUUUUUUUGCUUGGGGUGGCAAAAAACCUGGAGCUGUGCCUGGUGGGACCCUACAGCAUGUGGUGGGAGGGGAGGGUCCCCUGUUUCUGUAGUGCCCCCUCUUGCCGUGCUUGCGGGGGGGAAGGCCAGGAAACACCCUCCCUCUGCCCUCCCUGAUGAAGACUUGCCCCUGUGAGGGCUGCAAUUUCACUUUCUUCUGAGCCCUGUUGCCUGCCUGUUGGGGGGGCGGGCCCCCACCCAGAAGCAUCUCAGCUGGAGUGCUUUGAAGGUGGCUCCCUGCCUGGGGUUGAGAGGCCUUCCCUAUGGUCUCCCUCUGACAGCACAAUGGCCUAAGAGGCCGAAGCUGGUCCAGGUGCUGUCUGGCUAGGAAGAUCACAUCAACUUCUCGCUGCUGCUCUGCUGGACUGGGCUCUGCCAUAGCCAGGGGGCACACAAAACAACUGUGCCAGAGGGGGAGAAGAAAGACAGCAGGGGCAGAGCGAGGUGGGACAGGACAGCAGCAUGGCCCAGCUCAUGCUCUGGAUCAUGGAGGGAUGGGGACUUUGCUGAGGGGAGCCUCAGCUCCCAGCAGAGGCUCUGCUUGGGCCCAGGGCCUCCUGGUGCUGCUGUUUUCAGAGACGUCUUCCCCCGCCCCCAGGCCAUUGGGGUGCUCACCCCAUCCUACAGGGCUUCCCUGGAACGGAUUGCUCGAGUGAUUUUAUAACAGGGUGAUUAGCAGAGAUCAUUAAAAGGCAAAUGGCUGG